This is a messenger RNA of Colletotrichum aenigma, 579 nucleotides long. RefSeq names its product Transposon Tf2-6 polyprotein (gene Tf2-6). The transcript has 2 exons. The record is from RefSeq and is a predicted model, not a curated record. The coding region runs from base 1 to 579 and encodes 192 amino acids. NCBI's taxonomy places the organism in Eukaryota, Fungi, Ascomycota, Sordariomycetes, Glomerellales, Glomerellaceae.
AUGACUAACAACUGGACUUUCAGAGAAGGAGAAAGCUCUUCCUAUAACUCAGAUGAACCUCGCAACGUUAUCCAACAACGCGCUCAGACAGAGAUCACCUAUAGGUUCACCCCCAAUCUCAAGCAGAAGAACGAUCCACUUCUGUCUAUCCCAGAAGAAUACAGAGUUUACGAGAAACUCUUUGCAGCCGAAUUAGAAACCAGACUGCCUGAACACACCAGUUUCGACCACGAAAUACCCCUCAAAAAAGGGAAGGAACCACGCUUUAACAAAAUCUACAGACUCAACCAGACAGAGAUAGAAGCCCUAGAUAAGUAUCUUGAAGAAAAUCUCAAGAAGGGAUAUAUCAGACCCUUAACGUCACCAGCAGGAAGCCUAAUCCUGUUCGUACCUAAGAAGAACGGAAAACUACGAUUAUACGUCGACUACCGCAUGCUAAACGAAAUGACGAUUAAGAACUGCUACCCACUGCCACUUAUCGACAAGAUGAGACGACUCCUUUAUAGAGCCAACUGGUUCACAGCCCUCAACCUCAAAGGAGCCUAUAACCUGAUCAGAAUGAAGCAAGGAGAAGAAUAG